This is a messenger RNA of Parnassius apollo (apollo), 327 nucleotides long. The record is from the annotation of a GenBank genome assembly. Lineage: Eukaryota; Metazoa; Arthropoda; Insecta; Lepidoptera; Papilionidae.
AUGAGUAAAAAACAAUACUGUACGGACGAAGAGUUGCGAAGAAUAUUAGAAGAGAGUGAUUACGAACAAAAUAGCCAGUCAAAUUCGUCGGAUGAAGAAGAAAAUGAUACCGACGGCCGUAGUGAUGUGCCUGAUUUUGACGAUGAUGAUAGUGUAGCCGAUCCCGAUUUUAUUCCUCAUGAUUUGUCACCUGACCGAUCAAGUCUACGAGAUAUAAAUAUUCAGCAUUCGAUUGAACAACAUAUGAAUAAUGAUAUUUUUGAAAGUACGGUGACAUCUCAUCCGUCGACGUCUCGUAACUCUAAUGACCACAACAAAUCCAAAUAA